GUGGUUAGGUCAGCCAUGUUUCUGCGCUGACCUCAUCAGCGUACUGGGCCACUGCAUCACAUGAUAGCCAUGACGACGACCGCAAAACGGAACAAAACGAUGCAAUUAUUGGAUAUCGGGAGUUUUCGCUACAGGACGAGCUCAAUCACGAAUUUCUAGCGACAUCAUGUCCCGCCAAUUCCGUUUCUUCAACCUCGCCGCUCGCCAAACCAUCUCCCGUCGUGGAGUCUCCACACCAAGUGUGGACCCCGCGGCCGUCCGAAAGAAUGUUGAGGGAGUUGCUGGCAAGCUUACAGGCUUUGCGGAACCCAUCAUCUACUACUCUCGCGUCGGUCUCGAAUUCUUGCGCUCGGUCGCCGUCCACCAAAAGCUUGCUAUCCCAAACGUUGAGAAUGGAAUGAGCGGUCUUACUAACUUUUACAGCGCCUUCAAGAAUGGCGCCUGGAAGAAGGUCACGCUCCGUCAAACGGGUCAGCUCGCCGCUGAGGGUAUCAAGAUCUCUGGGUUCUUCCUUGUUGGUGAGAUGAUUGGAAAGGGAAGCGUUAUUGGAUACCAAAUCGAAGGUACGGAGCAUCACGCCGAGGGACACUAAACGCAGCCGCGGUAGAUCGGCAAAUAAUCUUAGAUGUAGUCUUGCGGGACACCCAAACCCUUAAGAAUAAAAAAUAAGCCCUCUUUGUUCCGUUCCUCCUAAUCAUAAUCUUGUACCUCAUCGAUCAAUCUGACGAGUGCUUUCGAGAGGUCUUGGUCCUAAUGUAUGUCGUGUGGGAAACAAAUGGGAAAUGCCAUGAAUAAGAAUGGCCGUCCGUCUCAAUGUC
This is a messenger RNA of Spizellomyces punctatus DAOM BR117, 818 nucleotides long. RefSeq lists its product as uncharacterized. Gene Ontology annotation, molecular function: proton transmembrane transporter activity. The transcript is spliced from 3 exons. The coding region runs from base 167 to 592 and encodes 141 amino acids. Gene Ontology annotation, biological process: proton motive force-driven ATP synthesis. Lineage: Eukaryota; Fungi; Chytridiomycota; Chytridiomycetes; Spizellomycetales; Spizellomycetaceae. The record is from RefSeq and is a predicted model, not a curated record.